Molecule: messenger RNA, 282 nt
Organism: Alternaria ventricosa
Lineage: Eukaryota; Fungi; Ascomycota; Dothideomycetes; Pleosporales; Pleosporaceae
Exons: 2
Coding region: 1-282 (93 amino acids)
Source: RefSeq, a predicted model, not a curated record
AUGCCCAGCGACUCCGCCGACGAGAAAGAUUGCAGCGCCAACGCUGUGAACCCCUUUGACAGCGCCGCGAAGCAGCAGUUCAGCCCCGACGACUCGCGCCUUUUCCUGAUGAUCCAGAUCAAGGCGAGGGUGCUGAGGGCGCCGAUAACUACGCUGGGGAAGAAGCCAGCUGCGAAGGAACAUGUAACCUUGGAAGUCACACAUCCACACCAUGCGAUGCCGGCCCUGCUGAUUCUUCGCCCGUCUUGUCCCUUUCCAAAAGUCACCGCGUACCAAGCUUAG